Messenger RNA from Linderina pennispora, 575 nucleotides. RefSeq lists its product as uncharacterized. The record is from RefSeq and is a predicted model, not a curated record. Bases 91 to 390 code for a protein of 99 amino acids. The transcript has a single exon. Lineage: Eukaryota; Fungi; Kickxellomycota; Kickxellomycetes; Kickxellales; Kickxellaceae.
CUGCUGUUUUUGAAAUGGAAGGAGCGUCUGGAAGAAUCCAGCUGCCAUGGCACAUGGCAAUGUUCUCAGUGGUUCUGGCGGAGCGAGCCAAUGGCGGAUCCGGCGGCCAGCGCAUGGAUGGCUGCUUUUGCUUUUGCACAGUCGCAGAAAUGUUCCCAUGCACACAGGCAGUCCAAAACGGCGACGUGCAACAGUACCGCCAAAUGCAGCUCAUGGGAACCAGGGCGGAAAGGAGAUCCAGGAGUGUACGUACAAUUUAUUCGGAAGAUAAGGGCGACCCGCCUGGGCCAUCACUGGCUAGAUUAUGCAGAAGCAGCAAUCCCCGUCGUCACAGCACAUCUCCUCGAGGCAGCAGCCGAGGCCGAGCCCCGCGAGGCAGGGCAUGCAUGAGCCGCCGCCGCCGCGAAGGGCGGGCCGCUGCUGGUAGUGCGGCUGCUGGACGUAGACAACCUGUGGCUGCUGAGGGCCGUAGUACCCGCCCGUGUUGUAUGCUAUGCGUGUCGCUUACAAAAAGUCCCCGAUGAUGGUUAGGAGCUGCCAGGAGAAACCACUUGGUGCUGGUGGGAUGUUGGGUA